Messenger RNA from Phaeoacremonium minimum UCRPA7, 1479 nucleotides. RefSeq names its product putative amino acid transporter protein. The record is from RefSeq and is a predicted model, not a curated record. Lineage: Eukaryota; Fungi; Ascomycota; Sordariomycetes; Togniniales; Togniniaceae. Gene Ontology annotation, cellular component: vacuolar membrane. Gene Ontology annotation, biological process: amino acid transmembrane transport. Bases 1 to 1479 code for a protein of 492 amino acids. The transcript has 2 exons. Gene Ontology annotation, molecular function: amino acid transmembrane transporter activity.
AUGGCGGCCGAAACACCACCGCCCUUUGAGCAGCAGCAAGCCUUGUCUAGAGAGAGAGAGGGCCAGAUCCUCAGGAAUGACGGCAAAGAGACCGUUGCUCCCGCGGGACCCUCCGGCACCAAGAAGCACGGGACCGGCCUGCUGGCGAGACGGCCCUCCAGCACCGGUCAGAUCGAGCCCACCGACCUCGAAAAGCAAAAGAUUGCGCAAGGAAACGCAAACUUCCAUCGUCUCGGCUGGAAGCGCCUCGUCAUUGUCCUCAUAGUCGAGGCCAUUGCCCUCGGCAGCCUCAGUCUCCCUGGCGCCUUCGCCAAGCUGGGCAUGGUCGCCGGUGUGAUCUGCUGUGUUGGCAUUGGAAUCAUCGCCAUGUACACCAGCUACGUCGUCGGCCAGGUCAAGCUCAAGUUCCCGCACGUCUCCCACUACGCCGACGCCGGCCGCCUCAUGAUGGGCCGCUUUGGGUACGAGCUGGUCGGUGCCAUGUUCGUGCUACAGCUGACAUGCACGCUGGGCUCGCAUGCUCUGACCGGCACCAUUGCCUUCAACAACCUCACCGACCACGGCACCUGCUCCAUCGUCUUCAGUGUCGUCUCGGCCGUCAUCUUGUUUCUGCUCGCCAUCCCGCCCACGUUUGCCGACCUGGCCAUUCUGGGCUACAUCGACUUCGCGUCCAUCCUCAUCGCCAUCAUCUUCACAAUGAUCGCCACCGGCGUCCAGGCCCGCGACAGCGUGGGCGGGCUGAGCGCAGUAGACUGGUCCGCCUGGCCGCAGCCGAACCUGUCGCUGUACGAGGCCUUCAUCCCCAUCCUCGACAUUGUCUUUGCGUACAGCUUCGCCAUGUGCCAGUUCAGCUUCAUGGACGAGAUGCACACCCCCGCCGACUUCCCCAAGAGCAUCGUCGCCCUCGGCACCAUCGAGAUCGUCAUCUACACGUGCACCGGCGCCAUCGUCUACUGCUUCGUCGGCAACGGCGUCGCCUCGCCCGCGCUGCUGUCCGCCGGCGACGUCCCCUCCAAGAUCGCCUUCGGCCUCGCCCUGCCCGUCAUCUUCAUCUCCGGCAGCAUCAACACCACCGUCGUGGCGCGCUACAUCCACGGCCGCGUCUUCCGCGACUCGGUCAUCCGCUACAUCAACACGCCCGUGGGCUGGAUCACCUGGCUGGCGCUCGUCGUCGUCGUCACCGUCGUCGCGUGGGUCAUCGCCGAGGCCAUCCCCUUCUUCUCGGACCUGCUCGGCCUCAUCUCGUCGCUGUUCGUGUCCGGCUUCACGUUCUACCUUCCUGCCGCGAUGUGGUUCAUGCUCAUCAAGGAGGGCCGCUGGUGGGAGAGGAAGAACCUGCUUCUGAGCGUCUCGAACGGCCUGUGCUUUGUGAUUGGCAUGGUGGUGCUGGGCGUUGGCACUUAUGCUAGCGUUGCUGAUAUUAUCGAGCAGUACAAGGACGGCACAGUCCACGGGUCGUUUACGUGUUCUCAGUACUAA